AUGGCAGCCGAGCUCUCAACCUCCAUAAACGUCAAGGAGCCUCGCUGGGACCAGGGAACCUUCGUGGGCCGUGCAAAACAUUUCUUCACCGUCACAGAUCCACGCAACAUCCUGCUGUCCAAUGAGCAGCUGGAGAGAGCGCAGCGGAUCAUUCUGGACUACAGACAAGGGGUGGUGGCACCGGGUCUGACGGAAGAUGAGCUGUGGAGGGCCAAAUACAUCUUCGACUCUGCCUUCCAUCCGGAUACAGGCGAGAAAAUGCUGGUGAUUGGCCGCAUGUCCGCUCAGGUUCCCAUGAACAUGACCAUCACUGGCUGCAUGAUGACUUUCUACAGAUCCACCCCAGCAGUGCUGUUCUGGCAGUGGAUUAAUCAGUCCUUCAAUGCAAUAGUGAACUACACCAACCGGAGCGGGGAUGCCCCGAUUACAGUCAAUCAGCUUGGUACGGCAUAUGUAUCGGCCACGACGGGAGCAGUGGCCACGGCGUUAGGACUCAACGCACUAGCAAAGCAUGUCUCCCCACUCAUAGGACGUUUUGUACCAUUUGCUGCUGUCGCUGCUGCUAACUGUAUCAACAUUCCACUGAUGAGACAAAGAGAGCUGAAACAUGGUAUUCCAGUAACAGACGAGAAUGGAAAUCGGUUAGGAGAAUCUACAAAAGCUGCUCAACAAGCGAUCUCACAAGUGGUGAUCUCCAGGAUCCUCAUGGCCUCACCUGGAAUGGCUAUUCCACCAUUUUUAAUGAACUCUCUGGAAAAGAAGGCAUUCCUGAAGAGAUUCCCAUGGAUGAGCGCACCUAUUCAGGUCGGCCUGGUGGGAUUUUGUUUGGUCUUUGCUACUCCGUUGUGCUGUGCGCUGUUCCCACAGAAGAGCUCGAUGGCCGUGAGUCGUCUGGAAGCUGAGCUACAGGAGAAGAUUCGCUCAGAUCACCCGGGAGUGGAGAGAGUAUACUUCAACAAAGGACUAUGAGAGGAACUUCAUACCUCCUUACAUUCUGCCAUCACCAUCCCAUUCAUUUAAUCUCAUUGUGUUUUUAUUCCACCUUCAGUGUGCCAAAGUUUUGUUUCCCCAAAUUCUCAUCAACCUUAGAUGUUUUGUAAAAUGGUAUUUUUAGUAAGUGGUGGGUUUUAAUCAGAUGAAGUCUUUUUAAUGGUGCAGGUCUGUACUAGUGUUAGGUAACACUCGUCUUAAAUGGUGCUGAUUAGCUUUGUAUCUCCAGGUAGGAUUGUUUGUGUUUUUCAUUUGUUGAUUACAGUGCAGUCCAUCAGAGAUAAGCGAGUCAGUACUGUAUUUUGAUUUGGACAGUGCUUUAUUCUUAUUUUUUGGGCUAUUUACUUAAGCACACCGGAUCUGAAAUGAAACUUGAAUAUACCUGCUUUAAAUUAUUAGUUGUUACAUCUAUAGUAAUUGAACCAUGCAGGAAUUAAAGCAUUUUUAUAGCAUUUAUAUAGAAGCAUUUAGAUGAAUUAAUAUCAGAAAAAAUUUUUCAAAUAUUUUAAUGAUUUUAAUAAGUCAUAUAUUCACUGAUGAGCCAAAACAUUUGGACCACUUGCUUAAUAUGCUGUCAGACACAGAUUUGACAAGACAUCUGAAGAAGUCCUGUAUGAUCUGGUACCAGGACACUACCAGCAGCUCAUUUACCAGAUGGUUCCAGCUGUCCACAUGAUUCUGAAAGGGAAAAAAAACAGGAUUUGUCAGACCAGUUGACCUUCUACACUGAUCAGCCAUAAUAUUAAAACCACCUCCUUGUUUCUACACUUACUGUACAUUUUAUCAGCUCCACUUACCAUAUAGAAGCACUUUGUAGUUCUACAAUUACUGACUACAAUUAAUUCCCCCACAGGACCACCACAGAGUAGGUAUUAUUUAGGUGGUGGAUGAUUCUCAGCACUGCAGUGACACUGACAUGGUGGUGGUGUGUUAGUGUGUGUUGUGCUGGUAUGAGUGGAUCAGACACAGCAGCGGUGCUUGAGUUUUUAAAUACCGUGUCCACUCACUGUCCACUCUGUUAGACACUCCUACCUAGUUGGUCCAUCUUGUAGAUGUAAAGUCAGAGAUGAUCGCUCAUCUAUUGCUCCUGUUUGAGUUGGUCAUCUUCUAGACCAUCAGUGGUCACAUGGCGCUGCCUAUGGGGCGCUUUUGUCUGGAUAUAUUUUUGGUUGGUGGACUAUUCUCAGUCCAGCAGUGACAGUGAGGUGUUUAAAAACUUCAUCAGCACUGCUGUGUCUUAUCCACUCAUACCAGCACAACACACACUAACACACCACCACCAUGUCAGUGUCACUGCAGUGCUGAGAAUGAUCCACCACCUAAAUAAUACCUGCUCUGUAGUGAUCCUGGGAGAGUCCUGACCAUUGAAGAACAGCAUGAAAGUGGGCUAACAAAGCAUGCAGAGAAACAAUACUAUGAGUAACCACCAUCAGCCAAAUAUGUGAUAUAUCCCUGAUCAUGACAUGCACAAUUGUUAUUAAAUAGAUGAAAUGGUCCUGAUGCUUUGGUGCAUCACUGUAUAGCAUCGGUUUGCAAAUUCUGUGCCAUUGAUGACUGUGCUGUAAUUUUGCUGUCAAACCAAACCAUGUGCCAUAUUCAAUAAGGAACAAAUACCAUCUGUAAUAAUGAUGUACAUUUUGUUGUUUUUGUUGCGUUGUUGUAAUUAUAAAUUGAUGUUAUUAUGUCCA
This is a messenger RNA of Trichomycterus rosablanca, 2678 nucleotides long. It is a transcript of the gene sfxn1, whose product is annotated as sideroflexin 1. The record is from RefSeq and is a predicted model, not a curated record. Gene Ontology annotation, biological process: serine import into mitochondrion; monoatomic ion transport. The coding region runs from base 1 to 969 and encodes 322 amino acids. Gene Ontology annotation, cellular component: mitochondrial inner membrane. The transcript has 10 exons. NCBI's taxonomy places the organism in Eukaryota, Metazoa, Chordata, Actinopteri, Siluriformes, Trichomycteridae. Gene Ontology annotation, molecular function: monoatomic ion transmembrane transporter activity.